Molecule: messenger RNA, 1272 nt
Organism: Maudiozyma saulgeensis
Lineage: Eukaryota; Fungi; Ascomycota; Saccharomycetes; Saccharomycetales; Saccharomycetaceae
Source: the annotation of a GenBank genome assembly
AUGUCUGUUAGAAAAAAUUUAUUGCUAUUAGCAGCUGGUACAAGUGUAGUUGCUGCUACUACCUGUAAUCCAUUAACCUCAACAUCAUGUUCAGCUGACACAGCUUUAGCAGGUUCUUUUGCUGAAGAUUUUACAUCUGCUUCAUCUUAUUUCACUGAUGAAAAAAUGCCAGGUACAAUUGAAUAUUCUUCAGAUGGUCUUGCAAUGACUUUAACUGAACAAGGUGAUAAUCCAACUUUAACUUCAAAUUUCUAUAUUAUGUAUGGUAAAGUUGAAGUUAUGAUGAAAGCUGCUCCAGGUACAGGUAUCGUUUCAUCUUUCUUUUUACAAAGUGAUGAUUUAGAUGAAUUAGAUAUUGAAUGGGUUGGUUCUGAUGAUACUCAAUUUCAAUCAAAUUAUUUCUCAAAGGGUGAUACCACUACUUAUGAUAGAGGUGAAUUCCAUACUGUAAGUGAACCAGAAACUACUUUCCAUAACUAUACUCUGGAAUGGGCAAUGGAUAAAACUACUUGGUAUUUGGAUGGUACUGCCGUUAGAGUUCUAGAAAAUACUACUUCUGAAGGUUAUCCACAAAGUCCAAUGUACCUAAAGAUGGGUAUUUGGGCUGGUGGUGAUCCAUCUAAUUCUGAAGGUACUAUUGAAUGGGCUGGUGGUUUAACUGAUUAUUCUCAAGCUCCUUUCACUAUGUAUAUUUCAAAGGUUAUUGUCACCGAUUAUUCUACUGGUAGUGAAUAUUCUUAUGGUGAUCAAUCAGGUUCUUGGGAAUCUAUUCAAUGUAAAGAUGGUGAAAUUAAUGGUAGAUAUCAACAAGCUUUGAUGGAUUUCGCAGAAUUGACUAAUGGUGGUACCGUUUCUAACUCUACCACUACUAGUACCACUUCUUCUUCUUCUGCUGUUGCAUCAAGUAGUUCUACCUCUGAAAUUGUUUCUUCUGAAGUUACUUCUUCUUCUACUAAAGCCACCACUUCUUCUACUAAAGCUACCACUACUUCUACUAAAGCCACCACUACUUCUACCGAGGCUACUACUACUUCUACAAAGGCUGCUACCACUUCUACCAAGGCUGCUACCACUUCUUCUUCUUCAAAGGUCUCUACAGUUUCUCCAACUACCGUUGAAAACAGUUCAUCAUUAGAAGCUACUAAAAGUACUGCAUCAGUCUCUCAAACUUCAUCUUCUCAAGCUGUUAAGGUCGCUUCUGAUAUGGCCAAUGGAAUUACUGCUAGCUUUGGUCUAGCAGCUCUACCAUUACUACUAUUAUCUCUAUUAUAA